AUGAGUAAGGUGGUUUUCGUCGGAAAUGUCCCUUACAAUAUGGGAGAGGAGCUUGGCGGGCGGCCACUCCGUAUUGAUCUCGCUGAUUCUGAUCCAUUCCUUGAAGGCAAGACGACUGUACGCGGCGAAUUGGUCGAUGGGGGUGAAACGCGAGCACAAUGGCGCGAGCGCGAACGUGAGCGUGAACGACACGGAGAUCGUGACGACUAUAGAGGUCCAUCCAAGAAUCAUGACCCGAAUGCGUUCCUCCAAAGUCUGCCUCCUGGCGUUCCGAUGCCCCCUGGCUCUACCGCACUUGAUACGAUUAGCCAAAUGCUUGCCACAACGAAUCCGACCCAAAUCCUAGAGGUUUUAGCCCAGAUGAAGGCUUUUGUUAUCACACAUCCUGAACAAGCUCGAGCAUUACUUGUUGCUCAUCCGCAACUGGGAUAUGCACUGUUCCAAGCAUUGCUCCUCAACAACAUUGUCGACGCGGGUAUCUUACAACGGAUGCUUCAAGCUACAAGUGCUUCUGUUCCACUUCAGCAGCCACCCCCACAGAAACCGCCUCCCGCAGUAUCAUACACACAGCCCCCGCCUAUGCAACAUCCCCAGCCUGGUUUCCCACCGUCCAUGGCGGUACCGCACGCUCCUGUCCAUCAUCCCACACCACCUGUACCGGCGCCUCCAUCAAUGUACCCAUCGGCACAGCACAUGCCGCCUCCUAUGCAACAACCUCCGCCGUAUUACCGGCCCGCUCCGCCACCGCAGCCACAACCCCAGCCGGUUCCGCAAAUGGCACCCCAGCCUUCAGGACCUGGGUAUGACUUGGCACACAGGGCAAGUUUCUCACAGUCGCAACAGUUACCAUCUAACAUGAUACGGUCAAUAGGAUAUGUUGAUUCAAGUUUUACAGCUCACUGA
Fibroporia radiculosa is the source of this 903-nucleotide messenger RNA. RefSeq lists its product as uncharacterized. Gene Ontology annotation, cellular component: mRNA cleavage and polyadenylation specificity factor complex. The record is from RefSeq and is a predicted model, not a curated record. Gene Ontology annotation, molecular function: mRNA binding. Bases 1 to 903 code for a protein of 300 amino acids. The transcript has 5 exons. NCBI's taxonomy places the organism in Eukaryota, Fungi, Basidiomycota, Agaricomycetes, Polyporales, Fibroporiaceae.